AUGUAAUACGUUCCAUUAACAACUCAUUUGAAUGCUCUUGCUUCACUCUAUUAAUAAUGUGCUACCUUAUCUGAAAAACAUGAUCGAUUAGCUAAAGGAAUGGACAUUUUCAAUACAGAUGUUAAUCAAAUAACGAUUGCACCUAUGAUUGAUUAAGAAAGAAUUAUCCAAUAUUAAAACUCUGAAGCUUUCUAGGUUUUAGAUUUAGCUUCCUAGAAACCUAAUUCUCCAUAAUCAAGUUAAAAGACACCUGUUGAAAUUGAGUAAUCAAUUAUUUAUUAAGGUUUAGUUUAAUAACUGACUAAGAGGUUCUAAUUGAACAAGGAACUAAACCAAUAUCAGGUGAAACUAAAAAAAUUAAAAAACCUAAAUUAAAUUUGGAUUGCUCUAAAUCACUAUAAUGUCCAUAAUGCAAAAAAUUAGUCAAAAAUUCUGCAGGCUUAAAAAGACAUAUAUCAAGAAUGCAUUCUGAUAAACCUUUAAAAAAUUUGACUAAAAAAAUGGGAAAUCAAAAACAAAAAGGAAUUUAGAUUCUAAAUUGA
Paramecium sonneborni is the source of this 542-nucleotide messenger RNA. NCBI's taxonomy places the organism in Eukaryota, Ciliophora, Oligohymenophorea, Peniculida, Parameciidae. The record is from the annotation of a GenBank genome assembly.